Messenger RNA from Paramuricea clavata, 949 nucleotides. Lineage: Eukaryota; Metazoa; Cnidaria; Anthozoa; Malacalcyonacea; Plexauridae. The record is from the annotation of a GenBank genome assembly.
UUUACAUUUGUCUGUGAACAUUAAUGAUAUGCAUAUAAUUAUUUUACGCGUUCAGAAAAGAAUUUCUUGUACGUUGCCCCCUAAAUCGAAGAUAUCUAUGAAAGGAUCGGACACGGUCAAUCGACGAGAAAUAUCGUUUUAAAUCAUCGUGCCAAAGUUCAUGACGACUGGACGCGAAAUGGUCGAGCGUUAGGCUUUUUCGAACAGCGUCGCCGCCUAACAACAACAACAACACCAACAACAAGAAGAUUAGCAGCGAUUGGGGACCAGUUCCUGGUCCAAAAAGCCACAUAUUGCUGCAGAGGCAAAAGGGUUGCUUCCAAACAUCAUGCAGCGACUUCGAGUUUAUUCUAGCUUUGGAGGUAUGCACAACCUUAUUAAAUAUAUAUUCUUAAGUUCAAUGCCUCAUAAUAAUUUGUACUCAUAGCUCAUGCAUGCAGGUAUUUAUCAAGGUGAAACUUUCACUAAAUGUCACCCAUGCAUAUAUACCAGGGCGCAGGUUGCUCAUUCGAUUUACUACAGUAUAUUAACCAUGCAACCGCUCAACCAGGCAAAUCCUAUUUACAACUCAGUAUUAAACGGGAAUAAUUUUGAGGGUGUACUAUAUGAGAAGCUAGGAAUUGGGAUUUCAGAUUUGAUCAUUAAAAAAGCAGACUUAGUUAUAUUAUUGCCCAAGAAAGUUCUGCUUCUAAGUAAAGGGGUGUCGGAUAAACUGAAGUCAGAAGACUUGGACGUUCUUACUGGCUGCGAGAGGGUUACAGAUCUGCUCACCUCAGUCACGACUCUUCGUUGCGAACCAAAGUUUGAAGCUUUCUGGAAAAGUACUUUCCAAAAAUGCCGCAUACUAAGUACUGAAAAACCAAGAGAUGAACUCGUGUGUAAGAUCCCUCGGCGAAUUGACAACAACCCCCAAACCGCCGGUCCACCUUUCACCGAAAGACAAGUUUAG